AUGGUCCGAGCAGAUGCGAAGUUAAUGCCCGGGGUGUUUUAUUUCCACGCAUCGAGUGUCUGUCAAUUAAUAGAAUAUUUGUCACAUAAAUUAUCCUCGACAAAUAUCCUUCCGGUGUUUAGAGCGCAUCAUAAAACUAUUCAGUUGCCCUUAUUAUCCGGGACAAUAGCGAGGGGGGGCCGGGCGGGGGGGCAGCUCGCGGGCCGCACCGCAAAAACUGCACCCGACUUAAUUAUAAAGAGACAAGAAGCGCCAUUAAAUACCGAUUCGUUAAAUCUACGCUCUCGUGUUAACACCGCGGUGCUCCGUCUCUUUCCACCAUCGAAGGGACUGAGAGGAACGGCAGUACGUCUCCCGUGA
Leptosia nina is the source of this 360-nucleotide messenger RNA. Lineage: Eukaryota; Metazoa; Arthropoda; Insecta; Lepidoptera; Pieridae. The record is from the annotation of a GenBank genome assembly.